This is a messenger RNA of Metschnikowia bicuspidata var. bicuspidata NRRL YB-4993, 831 nucleotides long. RefSeq lists its product as uncharacterized. NCBI's taxonomy places the organism in Eukaryota, Fungi, Ascomycota, Pichiomycetes, Serinales, Metschnikowiaceae. The coding region runs from base 1 to 831 and encodes 276 amino acids. The record is from RefSeq and is a predicted model, not a curated record. The transcript has 2 exons.
AUGCCCAACGGUGCUUCCAUGCAAGAUGGUCGGCUAUCUAAAAAUCAGACCAAAAGUGCCGACUCAUCAAUGGACCAAGAAUCUGCCGAUGAUAUCACGCCGAUUUUCGUGGACCGAAAUUUGCACCUGACCUUCACCGUCUCUGAAUUAAUGACUCAGAAUGUACUCUCGAAGGUCUUUGUCUUUGACCUGAGUAAAUUGUGUCUUCCUGAAGUUCCAGAGGUCCCUGAUGGCCCAGCUACCUUGGAUGCGGUACAUUCUGCCCUCGUUCAUGAAGUGAAAACAAAAGCAGCAUCUCCUCUGGAAUAUUCUACAGUCGACAAGCACUUACAGAUAGUUGGAUAUAAGGAUGUUCAGGUAUUAGAAGACAACGAUUUACAGAUCGAAGACAACGAUGGCCAGCUAGAAGACAACGGUGUCCAGCUAGAAGACAAAGAUGUACAGAUAGACAACAACGAUGUCCAGAUAGACGACAACGAUGUUCAGAUAGACGACAACGAUGGCCAGCUAGAAGACAAUGGUGUUCAGAUAGACGACAACGGUAUCCAUAUAGAAGACAACGAUCUACAGAAAGACGACAACGGUAUCCAUAUAGUCCAAGAAAAUUACAAGCAGAUGGUUCAAGAAAAUUGCAAGCAAAUGGCCGAGGACAAUCAAAAGCAGAUGGUUGAGGAAAAUGGCAUCCAGGUCGUGGAAGACAAUGACAAUUCGCUGAGCGAAAAUGAAAUUGAACUGGACUAUGUGCCCUCUUCGGAAGGCGAAGACAAUAAGCUCAGCUCAGGAGAUGAUCAUGAGUAUGCGCCUGAAGAAGAAGAAGAAGAGUCUGAAUAA